CCUGACGGCCACCCAAAAUGGCUUGAAGAUUGAAUUCCGAUGCAGAGCCAUCAUCACAUCUUUAAAUCUCACAUGCAUGUCCAAAACUGGAGCUGAGAAUGUUGCCGACAGCAACAGGCAAGCCUUUAUUGACAACCUCGGGUACAUCCCUAAUACCUCCCUGACUGAAGAAUCUUUGCUCUUGUUCCUGAGUUUCAAGCAAGCCGAAGUUUUUCCAUCAUGGCAUCGCCUCAGUUUUUCAACCGCCAACGAAGGCUAUGGGUAAAGUGGUGUAUCUUUGGCAUUCUGAUGGCACAGUUUUGGUCCACUUCCAGUGCUUUUCAGCCUUCAAUAUUCGCUUCUUUUAAUGUCAGAACGGCCUUGCAAAGCACCACCCAAUCGGAUGAAGACUACUACAGUGAAGCUUCGUCGUCUUCUUCUUCGAGCCCACCUAGACGGAGUGUGAGAAUACGUCCUAUUCGGCAGCCCACAAGGCCUCAAGCAGCAGAAGUGGACGCGGAAGAAGCUCGCAAGCGACAUGACCUUGCUUGGAAAGAUCCAUCCCUCUUUACCAAUACACAAUUUUCCGAACGAGAGGAUAUCCAUCCUGCCACCAAGCGAGCCAUUGUCGAAGUCUUGGGGCUGGAUGUCAUGACGGAAAUCCAAUCCGAGACGUACCAACCUGCCCUGGCAGGAAACUCCAUAUUGGCCACCAGUCGAACUGGAACGGGCAAAACACUUGGGUUUCUUCUGCCGUCUUUGGAACGAUUGCUUUUGGACGACCAACGGUCGUUUUGCUCGGGGAAGAAUGUUGGAGUUUUGAUUUUGGCUCCAACUCGAGAACUGGCGCUACAAACGACGGAUCAGGCCAAAAAGCUACUGUCAUUUCACCGCGAUGACAUUUCCGUGUUGUGUUUGUACGGAGGAACCAAAAUGGGAAAAGACCUGGCCCUUUUGAAACGACAAAUACCCUCCAUUUUGGUGUGCACGCCGGGAAAACUUUGUGAUCACUUGGAGACAACUCGCCUUCGCGGCCGCAAGUUUUCCGACAUGGUGGCAGAAUCGAGUAUUUUUGUGCUGGACGAAGCAGACUUUUUGCUGCGGGGGUUCCCAGCCGAAAUGAAGACAAUCAAGUCACAUCUACCUCGAUCCGAGAAACGACAAACGAUGCUAUUCUCCGCGACACUACCACGAAAGUUUUUGCCAGCCUUUGAAGCGGUCUUGCCAAAAGAUUAUACAUUGGUGGAUUGUGUGGGCUCGGGUGCCAAUAAUAAUAGUGGCCAAACGAACGGAAUAGCUGCUACAACCAACGCUCAGGUCGAGUAUUCCUACGCCAAACUACAAGAUAGGGAUUCGUAUGUUCCGGGUCUAGUGGCGAUUGUUUUGCAUUUCAUGGCGACCAAGGGCCAGAAUAAUAAGAUGGUGGUGUUCUUGCCCACCACCAGAUUGGUCAAGUUCUUUCGGGAAUUCAUGGCCGUUGGAAUGGAGAAGCAUGCCAAAGUUUUUCAGAUGCAUUCCCAAAUGUCACAGUCGGCCAGAACCAAAGCGAGCCAAGCGUUCAGAGAAGCAAAGAAAGCAGUGCUGUUCACCACCGAUAUUUCAGCCAGAGGUCUUGAUUAUCCCGAUGUCUCCCUCGUUCUCCAGUAUGGCUAUCCGAAAAGCGUGACAGAGUACACCCACCGUUGCGGGCGCACAGGCCGCAUUGGAAAGGGCGGACGCAACAUGGUUGUGCUGUUGCCAUUUGAAGAGCAGAUUGAAGGUAGAUUGAUUAGAAGCAAGACAAAGAGAGAUGACAAUCUACAACGGCUCCUUGAUGAACUACCUCAUCAAGAGCUUUUGAAUCCGGCAAAGACACAGAUAGGAAAUGGCCAUCGAGUCCUAACAAGUGCGGCCGAGUCUGCGUACUUGUCUUUGCUAGCGUACUACAUGGCCAGGGCAGAGUCCUUGGGGAUUUCUGGACAAGACGUUAUGGACCUGGGGGAUAGUUUUAGCAACGGCUGUGGUCUGAAACGUACGCCCGUUGUGGCACCCGCCCUUCUCAGCAAGUUAAAGAAAAGCACUGGCCCACGCAGAAGAUGACUUUGCAAAAUGUGAGGCCGUGGACACCAAACAAGAAACUCCAACGUUGGGGAGGGUUUGCAUCUCCAGCCAAACCUCUGGAGUUGCGUCCAACCGAAGACUUGCUCGGCUCUGAUUACACGAUGAGUUUGGCUCAUUGGAAAGCUUCUUUGCGAACCCACUCAACAAUCAAUGCCAGGACUCCUAGUCAACAUCAAGCACAUGGCAUAAAAAUUCUGUAGGAUAAGUCAUGGGUGCAGCACACGAUCGGAUCGACCUUUUUCGUCGUAUAUGCUCCAAGCAAGUUAGCUUGUAGCCCACUGUCCUUGAUGAAUUCUUGCCCAGGCCUGUGCUCAAGGACCGACCUCUACUACCUAGGACAUGUACAAGUGACCCCCACUACUGCCCCUAGCUACCAUAUCGGUAGAAACCUUGCAUUGUUCAACCCGGGAGAAGACAGAUGCGUGAAAGCUCUCAAUCCUAUUCGUGCCUGGUAUCCUAGUCGGACCUGCAAUUUUCUAAAAACAGCAGCUACAACGACAAGUACAGAAUCAUCUGAAGGCAUAUGACGACCUGAAGCAUUGUCAUGCGAGAAGCAGCAACUUGAACAGUCCCAUGCAAAGGAGAAACAACAAUGAGCUUGCAGCUGAGGGGCGGAAGCAAGACAAGGUCUUCCUCUCCUCCAAGAUUCUAAAAAGAAGGCUGUCAGAUCUGUGCAGAAGAGUUGAAAACCUUUGCAGUAUCCCUGAAGAACCGAAUCAAGCUAUUUGCUGACGGCAUGCACCCCCAUGCCGAGCCAUCCGUGAUGUGCGACGGGAUACAGCUUACAAUUCAGCUUUACAGCUUUACAAUUAGCAGGCUUAUUCUAGAAAAUAAUCAAUAACUGCUCACUUAUUUGG
Seminavis robusta is the source of this 2936-nucleotide messenger RNA. The record is from the annotation of a GenBank genome assembly. NCBI's taxonomy places the organism in Eukaryota, Bacillariophyta, Bacillariophyceae, Naviculales, Naviculaceae.